GAGUUGCGUACUUGCGGUAAUUCACGCUUCUAUAAACUUACCCUUAACACAUAUCACCACUUUUCACGACAAAACACAUUAGACGAAAUAAAUAAUGUCUGCAGAAGGAACCGUUGUUGAUAACACACCUACUGUGAUCCAAGAGCAAGUAGAAAACUCUGUUAACAGUGCUGCUUCUGCCGCUGAAUCUCCUAAAGAAACCACAAACCAAGAACAAGAUUUCCGCGUCUUCGUCGGACGCUUGAAUACCUCUACUAAGAAGAGCGAAAUCCGUUCUUUGUUUGAGACUGUCGGAGCUGUCCGCAAAGUUACCAUCCCUUUCCGUCGCGUGCGACGUGGAACCCGUCUAGUACCCUCUGGUAUUGCCUUUGUUACAUUCGUCAACGAGGAAGAUGUUCAAAAGGCUAUUGAUACCUUAAACGGGAAAACAUUGAACGAGCGUGAGAUAGUCGUUCAACGAGCUCGCCCUGUUCAAAAGCAACCCAAAAAAUCUAAGAAGGAGCUUAAGGAGAAUACCUCUGAUAAAGAAAAUGAUGAAACCGCAACUACUACUCAAGAAGCUGAAGCCUCCCCUGAAAAGGAGGGCGAGCAAACUCAAGAAUCUUCUGAAUCUCCAUCUACAGAAAAAAAGCAAGCCGGUAAAUCUAGAAAUGCUGCUGGCAAAAAGAAGGCUAAGCCUCUUCCCCCUAACUCUAUCUAUGUUUCUGGUCUUUCGGUUACUUUAACAAACGAAGGUUUGAAGGAGAUGUUCGAUGCUUACAACCCUAUUCGCGCUCGUAUUGCUGUUCGUUCUCUCCCUCCCUACAUCAUCCGUCGCAUUAAGCUUCGUGGUGAACAACGCCGUGGACGUGGCUUCGGUUUUGUGUCAUUCAACACCCCUGAAGAGCAAACCCGUGCCAUUGAAGAAAUGAACGGCAAACAAAUUGGCGACCUUACCUUGGUUGUUAAGAAUGCUAUUUCUCGUGAAGAAAAGCAAAAGGAGACUGAGGAGGGCGAGAAGGCUGAAUCCGAACAAGCCGCUCCUGCCGCUCCUGUCGCCGCCCCAGAAGCUUCUGCUGAAAACGUUGAAGCUGAAUCUGCUGAGAAGGCUACUGCUUCUGCUUAAAGAAAGCCGUAGCAAAUGUUCUAAGUUUAUGAUUUGUCCAUGCUCUGUAACCGUUUGUACUUUCUUUUUAGAGCUCCCUUUGUACCUUCGACUUAUGUUUCUUCCCUUACCCUGCGCUUGCGCUUAACGUUUGUUCAUUUUCCUGCAGAAAGUCUUUGCGUAAGAACUAAAAAAAUGUAGAAUAGGAUUUAUUGCAUAGGCUUUUUGUAAUUUAUAUAUUUGUCCAUAUGUUGGAAAGCAUAUGGAUGUUCUCUGAACUAUAAAAAACAUGUUAUGAAUUAAAAUUGUAUUAUUUAUGCAUAUCUCAUACCUGUGAGUCAUACAUAGCCAG
This is a messenger RNA of Schizosaccharomyces octosporus yFS286, 1436 nucleotides long. Its product is annotated as single-stranded telomeric binding protein Tgc1. The coding region runs from base 95 to 1105 and encodes 336 amino acids. Gene Ontology annotation, molecular function: RNA binding. Lineage: Eukaryota; Fungi; Ascomycota; Schizosaccharomycetes; Schizosaccharomycetales; Schizosaccharomycetaceae. The transcript is spliced from 3 exons. The record is from RefSeq and is a predicted model, not a curated record.